Messenger RNA from Hyaloscypha bicolor E, 1185 nucleotides. RefSeq lists its product as uncharacterized. The transcript is spliced from 2 exons. Lineage: Eukaryota; Fungi; Ascomycota; Leotiomycetes; Helotiales; Hyaloscyphaceae. The record is from RefSeq and is a predicted model, not a curated record. Gene Ontology annotation, cellular component: cytoplasm; nucleus. Gene Ontology annotation, molecular function: protein binding. The coding region runs from base 81 to 1010 and encodes 309 amino acids.
CCCGCCACCAUCCUCUCACACCCUAAAGGUAAACUAAACUACUAAACUAUCGCUCUCCUCGCGGGACGAAAAACAACCCAAUGGCAACCUCAAGCCCAAACUCAAAUCCCGCCCCAUCCUCCCCAGAAGAAGCCGAAAAGCUCAUCCGCCACAUAUGCCACCACGGCUACCGCACGAACGACGAAAUACAACAAGCCAUCGAUUCGCAUUUCCUCCCCCACGCAGACCAAAUCCUCGCUCUGCAUAAGACGACCCAUUUCACCGACAAGCCCCCCUUUGGGUCGGUGGUUCCGUGGGCGCUGGGGAAGAAAUGCUAUCCGCUCCUGCGAUAUCUCAUACAUAAUGGGUGGGAGAUGAAUCGGGAGCGCGAGGGGAUGAACGGAUGUCCGUCGUUGCUAGGCGCACUCCCUGUCCUACGAGACAUAGAUCUGACCCGCUUCCUCCUCGCCCAAGGCGCGGACCCCCGCGUCGGAAACACCCCGCCCCCCUACCCCCGCACAAUCACCCGCGGCUCCAAAGGUUGGCUCCUCCACCUCGCCUCCAUGUUCAGCAGUCUCGAGACCUUCACGCUCUUGCAUUCACACGGGGCAAACCUAUCCUACGCGCACGCCCUCCACGGCGCCGCCUCCGCUGGCCCCUCGCAAAUCCCUAUCAUCCGGCACUUGCUGGAUAGCAAAGCCGUCGAUGUGGAUGAGCUUGACAUUUAUCAUGCUGUGCAUCAGGGGACGCCGCUGCUUGCGGCGAUUACGAAGGGGCAUGUAGAGGUUGUAAGGGUGCUGCUAGGGUAUGGGGCGCAUCCGCUGGCGUGUAUCAAGACCCCGUAUGAGUCGAGUGCUGAGGAGUCGGCGAGGGCGUUGGGGAGUAGGGAUGAGGAGGCUUCGAAGGAGAUUUUGAGGAUGUUGGAGGAGGCGAGGGGAGAGAGAGAGAGGGAGGGGAGGUUGGGUGGUGUGCCGGUUUCGGUUUUGGUUAAACCUAGGUCGGGUGCGUCUGGUGCGUCUGGUGCUUCUUGAAAAGGAAUUGGGAUGGCUUGGUAAAAGGACGAGUAUUUAUGAAGCAGUUGUAUCUUGAAAACCGUUUGUCGGAGGGGUGGUUUAGCGGGUCUUAAUUCCUGAGGGGUGAUAGUUUAUUUAGCAUUAAAAGAUUAAAAGAGGGAUUUAAAUUAUCUAAUACUUAAAUAUUAAUUCC